CUGUUUUGCUACUUCACAAAACUGCAUCAUUAGGUUCCCCAAUUCAAAUCGCUAAUUACCAUCUCUACUUUAUUAACAUAUAUGAAAUUUCACUCUACCACUUAAUUUCUUGAAUUAAGCUAUGGGAACAGGCCCAUUUGACAGAAACCUCACAAGAAUUCAAAAUGAAUGACAUGACAGAGAGCCCGACUGUAUCAAACAGAGGACGUCAACGAGUAAUGGAAAAUAUGUUGAAUAAAAAAUGAUGGAAAAAAGCGGGAACCAAAAUCUCUUACCUAGGGAAGAAGAGGCAACCCGCCACCAAAAUUGCGAGAUUUCAACGUCUCAAACAAUAGAGAAAUCCACCACCAACUCGGCACAUCUCUGGCCGGUAAACCCGUCAACAUAUAUACUCCACAUCUCCGGCCGAACAAGAAGUGGGAAUCCCCCUAGCCGUCUACAGUUAGACAGUGAAAUCAACGAAGGGAAACCCAAACAGACAGUGAAUCGACGCUGCAAUCUAAACCGAAGGUGAAAUCGACGGUCACACACUACCUCCCCCUGAGUUCGGUGACUCCUCCAGUUGCGGAAAAUCAGCUGAAAACAAUUUUAUGAGCAUCUCCUUCAGUUGUAGAAUCUGCAGCAAACGUUCGAUGUGAAGUGAACAUUUUUAUUGUGGCAGGAAAGGAGAUUAUGGAAGACGGCAAUUGAGAUUCGUUGUUGGAAUGUGAUAAUGAGAAUGUUGUGGAGAAUUUGAACACAUUGGAUAGCGAAAAUAUAGGAGGAGAUGAUGUGACCGUACCUGUGGUGGGUAUGAUGUUCCACGACGAGAAGGAAAUGUUUGAGUUUUAUAAAAGAUAUGCUUAUGCCAUAAGAUUUCCAAUGAGAAAAAGGAAUUCCAAAAAAGGGGAAGAUGGAGUUAUGAGAUAUGUGAUGUUCACAUGUAGUCGUCAAGGUCAAAGAAGUUAUGCCACAAGCGGAUCCUUGAAGCCUCAACCAACAAGUCAAACAGACUGUAAAGUAAAGAUAUCUGCAUCUUUAGAUAUUCUUGGAGUUUGGAGAAUUAAUAAAGUGCACCUCGAUCACAACCAUAAAACGAGUCCUUCGAAGUCUGGGUUGUAUCGAUGCAAUCGAAAAUUGAGUGCAAGUGUGAAAAGGAACCUUGAAGUGAACGAUAUGGCAAGAAUUUCGUUGCACAAGAUUUAUAACUCCGCAGUUGUGGACGCUGGUGGAUACGAGAAUACUACUUUUGUGGAGAAGGAUUGUCAGAACUACGUGGAACAAGUCAGACGAUUACGCCUUGGAGAAGGAGAUGCCCUCGCAAUACAGGCGUACUUUUCAAAGAUGCAAGCACGGUGCUCAGGAUUUUUCUUUAAUAUGGACUUAGAUGAGGAGUGUCGGCUAAAGAAUGUUUUUUGGGCAAAUCACAGAUGUAGGCAGUCUUACAAGGAGUUCGGUGAUGUCGUCACUUUCGAUACUACCUAUUUGACUAAUAAGUACGACAUACCAUUUGCCCCUUUUGUUGGGGUGAAUCAUCAUGGACAAUCCAUACUGUUGGGCUGCGGACUGUUAUCGAAUGAGGACAUCGGGACUUUUGUGUGGUUGUUUAGAACAUGGCUUGAGUGUAUGCAUGGACAAGCUCCUAAUGCAAUUAUUACUGAUCAAGAUCGGGCAAUGCAAACUACAGUUGAUAUUAUUUUUCCGAACACGAAGCAUAGAUGGUGUCUGUGGCACAUUAUGAAGAAGUUGCCAGAAAAGUUCGGAUAUCAUGUUCAGAAGAGCUCAAUAUUUUCUGCAAUUCAUGAAUUGGUGUAUGAUUCCGACAAUGGUCAAGAAUUCGAAGAAGGUUAGAGUUUGAUGCUCGAAACAUAUGAGUUACAUGAUAAUGAUUGGUUAGCUGGGUUGUAUGAGAAUAGAGCUCGUUGGGUGGCUUGUUUGUUGAAAAUCACCUUCUGGGCAGGCAUGUCUACUACACAACGAAGUGAGAAUAUGAAUGCAUUUUUUUAUGGUUAUGUGCAUUCAAAGACCUCACUGAAGUAGUUCGUCGAGCAGUACGAGAGAGCACUACGAAAUAAGGUAGAGAAGGAGUUUCAGGCUGAUUUCGAAUCGUAUUCUCAAAUGGUACCGUGUGCGAUGCUUUUCGAAAUGGAAAAGCAAUUUCAAGCAGCUUAUACCAUUUCAAAGUUCAAAGAAGUUCAGGAUGAGAUCACUGGGAAGGUAUAUUGCGACGUCAUAUCUGAAAGUGCAAAUGAUUACUACUGGUCGACUUAUGAUAUUCAUGAGCAUGUCGCACUUCAUGAUCACCAAAAGAUGAAAACUUUUACCGUGUCAUUUCGGAGGGAUACGUGCGAAUUGAUUUGUAGCUGCCACCUGUUCGAAUUUUGAGGAAUUAUUUGUAGGCAUGCGAUUGCGGUCUUGUUUCUUAAUAAAAUUUUCUCGAUGCCCGAUCAGUAUAUAAUAAGGAGAUGGAGAAGAGAUGUCAGUAGAGCACAAAAUAGGAUCGCAGUAAACUACGAUGGACUAGCAAAUACUCUUGGAAAGCUUAGGUAUGACGAAAUGUGUCAGGCUUUUUCGGAGGUGGCGGACCUUGCAGCAGACGAUGAGGGACAGGUACGCAGUGUAAUGGAGUGGAUAUGAUCGCAAGCAAACGAAUUACGGAUUACAAAGUCAAGUAUGGAAAGCACUGGUCAGACCCAAAUGGCAAGUAGCAAUGCGAACCUAUUAGAUCCAGUAUCGUGUAAACGAAAGGGAGCACCGAGGAAACUUUGGAGGAAAAGCCCGUUGGAGGCCAGCUCAAACAGAUCAAAGGCCUCCGCAUCAUCGAGCAAAGGAAAGAGACCUACAGUUCGACGUAGCAAUACAGAAGAGACGUCAAUCGAUGUUCAGGUGGCUCAACUUCCACAAUGAUCUAUGCUGCCGCCAUUACAAUGUUUCAUCCGGCCGACGCGCACAAAAGUUGUACUUAAUGCUCAAGGUAUACCUCUCCAUUUAGCAAUGAAAGGUCUAAUCAUGCCAUACUUCUAUCCACAUUUGCCUGAUCAAGGUGGCACGGGCAUGUGAUUCUCGUUCGGAAGAGGUGCAAGCAUUUCGAAAUUGGUGGAGACGAGAAAGGAAACGGAGCCUCUCUUUCUAGGUGUGCUUCCGUGGGAAUUGAGAAGGAAUUUGUUUUGCUAUUGUAGAAGUCCCCAUCUAAUACACACUUUUUUUUGUUAUUUUGAAAGCUAAACAUCAAAUUGUUUGUCGUUGCGAGUAUUAUGACUUCAAAUGAUUAUGUUUGUAAGAGUUAAUACCGUUUAUUACAUAGACCUAAUUACAUAUGUUUGUAAGAGUUAAUAUCAUUUAUGGAAUUUAUGGCAAAUAUUUUGUAUUGUUUGCCCAAUUUAUAAAGUUUUAUUUCCCAACACAUGAAAAUAGAAGUUCAUAAUUACAAAGAUAUGUUCUGCGUUAUUCUCAAUGUCAUUAAAUCAGUUGGUAAUUUGAUA
Molecule: messenger RNA, 3461 nt
Organism: Olea europaea var. sylvestris
Lineage: Eukaryota; Viridiplantae; Streptophyta; Magnoliopsida; Lamiales; Oleaceae
Product: protein FAR-RED IMPAIRED RESPONSE 1-like
Exons: 5
Coding region: 793-1830 (345 amino acids)
Source: RefSeq, a predicted model, not a curated record